This is a messenger RNA of Entelurus aequoreus (snake pipefish), 13451 nucleotides long. RefSeq names its product neurabin-2-like. The transcript is spliced from 16 exons. Lineage: Eukaryota; Metazoa; Chordata; Actinopteri; Syngnathiformes; Syngnathidae. Gene Ontology annotation, molecular function: actin filament binding. The coding region runs from base 1510 to 4173 and encodes 887 amino acids. The record is from RefSeq and is a predicted model, not a curated record. Gene Ontology annotation, cellular component: actin cytoskeleton; postsynaptic density; cytoplasm. Gene Ontology annotation, biological process: actin filament organization; calcium-mediated signaling; neuron projection development.
UUUCGCCAACCCGGAAGUGCCCAAACUAAUGACGCGUAGUAUUUUCACAUCGCCACAAGGUGUCAGUAAGAGUCUACAAUCAAAUGGGCAUAACAUUGCUGUCCCACAGGGCAUUUCCUGUGGGAAGGGAUUCGUUCCCAGGGAUUCGAAUAAAGAACCAACUCUUUUUCUUUACUAUAGUAGCCUCGAUAACGGGAACCGGUUCUCAAAAAGGGAUUUGAGUCCAUGGAAUCGGUUCUUUUCUUAUCGAACAACCGGUUUCGAACAUCAUCCCUAACCACAACGGAUCGAUACAGCGUCUGCAUUACUGAAGACGCCGCACCGAUCCGCCUGUCGAUCUCACGAUCCACUCUUCCCCCACUCGUGAGCAAGACUCCUUGGUACGUCAACUCCUCCACUUGGGGCAAGAUGUCCUCCCCAACUUGGAGAUGGCACUCCACCCUUUCCCGGGCGAGAACAUGCAGAUAUAAAUUAAAUACACUUAGGACAUAAGUAAAGGAAAUUCAAUGAGCUCAAAUAUAUCUACAAAUAAGGCAUAAUAAUGCAGUAUUUACAUACAACUAGCCUAAAUAGCAUGUUAGCAUCGAUUACCUUGCAGUCAUGGAUUGACCAAACAUGCCAGAUUAGCACUCCACACAAGUCAAUAACAUCAACAAAGCUCACCUUUGUGCAUUCACGCACAGCAUAAAACACUUGGUGGACAAAAUGAAGCGUGGCAUAAAACAUGUAUUUCUGUGGCAGCGUCGGAGAAAGUUGUACGUGUAAACAAACUACGAUGAGUUCAAGGAUCGCUGAAAUUAGUAGGACUCACCAAAUACUCUCAUCAGUGAAGCAUGUUUAACAUAAACAGUGAGAUGUCUAAUAAUUAGGAAGGUUUGUGUCAUGUUUGUUCGCCUACAGAAAAUAUAUUAAAAAUAUAUAUAUUAUUUUUUUCCAUUUUCACACAUCUCUGAAAGAGGUCCAGGGAGCCAGUAGGGCGGCGCUAUAGAGCCGCGGGUUGCUGAACCCCCGCCUUAGGCAGAGUCAUGUAGAAAGAGAGCGCAUGGCCAACUCGGUUUCAGGCGAUCUCCUCAAUGAUUGUUCAAAAUGCACUUUCGUGACAACAGGGCGCCAUGACUGCUACUAACUUUGAGCUGACGCUCGCUUUCCUCCUUACUUUUUCGACAUGUGUAAAUGCCCUGUUGUGCUCCACCCUCGAGACUUGUGGAAAGAGUUUACAUCGCUUUCCCCACAACCGGGAGAGAAGACAAGUAUGGGAAGUGAAGGAUCGCCAUCGACACUGGAGAGCCACCGCUUACAGCGUCUUGUGCCAGUCUUACGAACCUAAAUGAAGGAAGAAGUGUAAAGAAAUACAACCGAGGAAGGAAAAGAAUGCAAGAGAUGGAACAUCAAUCCUCAACAAAACUUCUGGAGCUUCUGUUUCUUCAUGCUGCCCAUGUUCUCCAGACAUGCUGCUACCCUCGUCUGCAUUGACCUGCUGUUCACCUGCUGGCAUUUGAAUGAUCAAACAUGAUGAAGACAGAACCGUCGUCGACCUCGGGGGACAAGGGCUCCUCCGGUGGCAACAGCGGGGGAAGCGGGAGCUCCAGCCUGCGCAGCGCCUCGCCGCACCGCAACGCGUACGAGGCGGGGCUGGCGGCGCUGAAGAAAGCCACCGAUCACCUCAACGGAGGCUAUGACCCCGCCUCCAAGCCGGCGCCCCUCCCCCGGCCGACCGGGAGGGGCCGUAAAUACGGCUCCAACGUUCACCGCAUCAAAAACAUGUUCAUGCAGAUGCAGUCUCCGGGCGAUGACGAAGAAGGAGACAAAAUGAUAGGGAAAGAGCAGGCCGUCAAACUGUCUUUGCCGAGAGCGUCCAGCCUCAACGAGAAUGUUGACCACAGCGCCUUGCUCAAACUGGGAGGAUCCGUUUCGGAGAGGGUGAACCGCUUUGACACCAAAGGAGAUGGAGAAGGCGGGAGCUCCUCGUCGGGCUUGUCCAAACUCCAGGAAACCAGGAGGAUGUUCGAACAACGAACGUUACAGGAGAAACAAGCUGCCACCAACAGGAUUUUGCUGAAGAAGGAGCGUGCGUCUGGUUUCCAGGACAGUCGCCUGGACGUUGUAGCACGUUUUAAUGGUUCUACAGAGGCUCUGGACCGAUUGGACGACCCCCCGAUUCCCGUCCCUGUCCCUGUCCCAACUCCCGCCCCCGUUUCACUUCCUGCUCCUGUUCCAAUUCCAGUUCCUGCCACUGCGGCUGCUCUCGGGCCUGGUGAGGCCGUCAGCCCCACCGUGAGCCAGCUCAGUGCCGUGUUUGAGAAGGCUGACCUGCAAAACAACCUCUACCUCCCCAACCGUCGGUCAAGACCUGCCCCAGCGCCAAAGCCAAAGCUUCCAGCCAAAGCAGGGACCGCCAGGAGCCAGAUAAAAGCGCCUCUUCCCAGCGAGGAGGACUCCGAGGGGGUGACAGCCGGAACUGUGACCAGCCAGGGAGCGGAGACUGAAGUGAUAGAUCCACUUCCACAGAGAGGCAUAGAAGGAGAGGCGGUCAGCGAGGAGGAGAGAUGUGGACAUUCAGGAGAUCUGCUCUUCAGCUCCUUGCCGUCGUCUCUGGCGGCCACUUUAUCUUCCUUUUCCGAGGCUAAGCCAGCGUCAGAGUCCCAGUCCGGGUCGACUGAAGACAGGGGCUCGAGUACGGUGGACGGGUCCGCUCCGAAGCCGCUCGCCGUGGAACAGCAUUGCUGUAUGGGGGACUCUGAUGCCGGAGCCAGGUUGGUGCAGGCGGAGGUGCACGCCACGCUUGAAAACGGACAGAAAGAGCCGCCGGUGUUUGAAGUGACACCCGCCGACUCUGAGACGAGAUGCGACGAAGAGGAGAACGACGAGGACGGCUCCAGGAAGGAGGAUUACUCCGAGGGGGAUCUGGUGGAUGUCAGCGCGUACAGCGGCCUCGGUGAGGACGACUCCGGGGGAAGCCAGCUGGACGAUGACGAGGACGACGACGAGGACGAAGCAUAUCAACCGGAGAGCAGCUGCACGGAAAUUGCUGGCCUUCCGGAGGAGGAGGAGCCUGCGCCCGCCAAUAGAAAGAUCCGCUUCAGCACUGAGCCAAUCAAGGUAUUCACCACCUACUGUAAUGAAGACUAUGAUCGGCGCAACGACGACGUGGACCCCAUGGCCGCCUCGGCCGAGUACGAGCUGGAGAAGAGAGUGGAGAAGCUGGAUCUGUUUCCCGUUGAGCUGGAGAAAGACAGCGACGGUCUGGGAAUCAGUAUCAUCGGCAUGGGUGCAGGAGCCGACAUGGGUCUGGAGAAACUGGGCAUCUUUGUUAAGACCGUCACCGAGGGAGGAGCUGCACAGCGAGAUGAGAGGAUCCAAGUGAACGACCUGAUCGUUGAGGUUGAUGGGACGAGUUUGGUUGGUGUGACUCAGAGCUUUGCGGCCUCUGUCCUACGCAACACAUCUGGCACUGUCAGGUUUGUGAUUGGUCGGGAAAAGCCGGGGGAGCAGAGUGAGGUGGCUCAGCUGAUCCAGCAAACUUUGGAACAGGAGCGAUGGCAGCGAGAGAUGAUGGAGCAGCGCUACAAACAGUACAUGGACGAGGAUGAGGAGACAGGCGAAUACGCCACUGACGAGGACGAGGAGAUGAGUCCCAUGUUUCCGAACUCCAUUGAGGUUUUUGACCUGGCGGAGCAGCAGGAGUCGUUGUCUCCGGUGGAGCUGGACCCUGAAAAGCUGACCCAUAAAUUCAAAGAGCUUCAGAUCAAACAUGCAGUCACACAAGCAGAGGUCCAGCUGCUCAAGAGGAAGCUGGCUCAUGCGGAGCAGGAUAAAUUGCGUUGGCGAAUGGAGCGUGCCCAGCUGGAACAAAGCAUCCGAGACAGUAAAGAGAGGAUGGAGAAACUGGAGGGGUACUGGAUGGAGGCCCAGUCCCUGUGUAAGGCGGUGGAUGAACACCUGAAGGAAACCCAGGCUCAGUACCAAACCUUAGAGAGAAAAUACAGCAAAGCCAAGAGAAUGAUUAAAGAAUAUCAGCAGAAGGAGAUUGAGUACCUGAAGAAGGAGACGGCUCAGCGUCAAGAAGGAGAGGAGAGUGAGGCCUCGCACAAAGAGGAGGCAGACAACUUGCAGGAAAAGAUCACUGACCUGGAGACCCAGGUGGAUGCCUUGAAACCCCCCAAUCCUUCCUAGAAGGGCUGCAGUCCAGGCCAGCACCCACGGCACGGCCAGGAAGGAGGUACUGUCCAAAACAAACUUGACAAUUGCAGCGCAGAACAUGAAGAAGAAGAAGAAGAGGUGACAUGCUUUGUGUCAAUGGUCCUUGUGUGUCUUCCUGGCAACUGGCUCGGCAAUCAGCACAUUCAACAUUUACGCUUUACACCUUUUAUUUUGUCCCGCCCGCUCCUCAAAGAUUGUCACUAAGUGCUUUAUGGGGUGACACUGGACGUGAAGCGAUGCUGUGCACAGCAAACAUAAGACAAGUGCCCAUUCUGAGACAUGACAUAAACAAAAACUGAAAACAAAAGAACAAAAUGCCCCCUUAGUCCACCCUCCCUAGUCCACCCUCCCUAGUCCGCCCCUUCCUAGUCCACCCUCCCUAGUCCGCCCCUUCCUAGUCCACCUCCCCAAAGGAAGGAAUCAGGUAAACAUUUGCAUUUCCCGUAUGAAAGCAUGUUUUGUAAAAACAAGUGCGAGCUUAAGCAAGGAACAAAUAAAUAUGUAAUAAUCACACACCCUUAAAAAGAUCCCCUCAUAAAAUCAUCAUUUUACUAAGUAAGAUUUAAUUUCAUUUUGAAUUGUUGGAACACAUUUUAAAAAGUGCUGCUGUCUCCCAGGAAAAACUUCAUGUGUCACCUGACAGUUUUUUUUUUUCCUGAGGUUUGAUUGGUUGGUAAAUGUCAAGGUUCGUACAGCGGGGGUGUCCAAACUUUUCUGGUUACGUUUUGUAUAAAUAUAUAUAAAUAUAUUUUUAAACAUGCUCAACAAGUUUACACUUACACCAUUCAAAGCUGUCUGAAAAGGAGUAGGAAGAAGCAAAGCCGUUCUCCAUGUCUCAGGAAUGACUGAUAGUUGUUUACUUCCUGUCUUUCAAUGUGAAUACUUUUUUAACGCAUAGUGAAAAUUUGCAUUAUUUAUUCUUGUUUUGUAAAUCAGCUUCAAAGUUACAGUAUUAUAGUAAUAAUACUACUACUAGUAUAAAGUUCCAGUAGAUCCCUGCAGACUCACAUUUUACGUCCCCUCACAUUUAUGCGUUUUUCCGAAUUUUUAGUAUUUCACUUGUUUAAAAACCCGCCCAUUUUGCUCUUCAAAAAUCAUCACAUGUUGUCUAAUUCAUUCUACAUCUGUAAUAAUUGAUAAAUAUGUGAUAAUUAGGACUAAAAUGUGUGCGUGACAUCAUCAGGCCAAGAUGGCGCCCUGUGUGGCCACGGAAGCACUACAGUCCACUUUGUUACAAGCCGCACUCAAAACUCUUAGCCAGGUGAACGCAAAUUGAUUAAGGAUCGUAACUCGUUAUUGAAAUGACAACAGCCUUCUUUUUGUACUAGCCUGUGGGGCCACGUGCUAUAGCUAGCCACUUUAGCGCUAGUGGCUAGACCUGGCCUGGGCAAUUAUUUUGACUCAGGGGCCACAUCUGGAGAAAAAAAAUGUGUCUGAGGGCCGGUAUAUCUAUUUUUAGGGACACUAAUACUAAACCUCACAAUAAUGUCUGAUUGAAUGCUAAAAACGUUACGACAGACUGCCUUAAAAAAUGUAAUGGAAUUUAACAUUUUUCUAUGAACGAUAAAACACUGACUAUUGACAACAUAUAUGAAUGUCACACCCCCUUUCCAUCGACAUAUUUUAUAAUCAAGUGAAACGCAACAAAAAUGCAACAAACAGUGAAAUAUGAACGCGAAGGGUACAAAAUAAACCCACUUACAAUCUGAUAUAUCACUAAGCUUUACAACUUUGUUGUGAAAAUCUCCUUCCACGUCUGUGGUAACGCUUCCCGCCCACACUGCUUGGUGCCUCGUCUGAGCUGCUGUGACGUAGAUGACCAUAGUAACUAAUUAGAUGACCAUAGUAACUAAUUAGAUGACCACAGUAACUAAUUAGAUGACCAUAGUAACUAAUUAGAUGACCACAGUAACUAAUUAGAUGACCAUAGUAACUAAUUAGAUGACCAUAGUAACUAAUUAGAUGACCACAGUAACUAAUUAGAUGACCAUAGUAACUAAUUAGAUGACCACAGUAACUAAUUAGAUGACCAUAGUAACUAAUUAGAUGACCACAGUAACUAAUUAGAUGACCACAGUAACUAAUUAGAUGACCAUAGUAACUAGUAUAUCAUGCAAAAGUGCAGAUUCCAACCAUUGAAAUACUUUGUAUAGUUGAAGACUUACGCUCAUUAGAAAACAUCACUGCACAUCAUAAUGGCAGCUAGUUUCCAUCUUAAACAUCUAAAAAAAAAUAUUUGGGAAUGUCCGGCGGGCCAGAUUGAAAAGCUUAACGGGCCUUAAUUUGCCCAGGUCUGGGCUAGACCGUGACUCCGAUUCCCUUUGUUCCAUCAGUCAAUCAUGAGUGGUGACUACCUCAACAUUGCACCAUCUAUAAAGUCAAUCCCACAUGUUUAGGGCUUAACCCUGGAUUGUGUUUCAAUGCGUUUAGCUUGUUAGCUUCCUUUGCCACUUGAAGAGUGACACAAAAGGUCAUUGGAGGUGAAUCUAGUCUAAUAAUUACAAAAAUUUAUUUUAUUACAAAUGUUGAUUUAGGGCCGCAAGAGAUUGACAAUGUCAAGCUUGCAAGCAGGGGGAGGACCGAGCCGGUGUUCUGGCGAGACAUGCAACCUUAAAACUCAUGCACCUCCGGCAUCUGUGCAUGAAUCCAGGAAAAAUGCGUAAAUGUAAUUAGACAUUGAAAUAAUCUUACACACGACUACAAUGGUUACUAGAAAUAGGGCCAAACAUAUUUUUAUUUGGUCAUUUAUCAGUCUUAAUACACUUUUCCACCACUUGUGGCAGUAAUGACAAUAUCCAUCCAUUUUCUACCGCUUGUCCCUUUUGGGGUCGUGGGGGUGCUGGAGCCUAUCUCAGCUGCAUUGGGGCGGAAGGCGGGGUACACCCUGGACAAGUCGCCACCUCAUCGCAGGGCCAACACAGAUAGACAGACAACAUUCACACACUAGGGCCAAUUUAGUGUUGCCAUACAUCAAACAAAAAAAAGAUAUUUGCUGAAGUCAUAGAGAAGUUUCUUAAGCGCAAAAAUUAUGACUUUAGUGGUGAAGCUGUAUUUUCAUUUACACUUUAAUUUUAUUGAGUUAAAAACAUAUAUUAUUAAAUGUAUUUAUUACAGCACAACAUAGCUGUAUGUAAAUGUAUUUGUUAUUAGUUGUAUUUAAUUAGCACGUAUUUGUCUAAUCAGCCUGACCUAAUUCUAAGCUUUAUGUGCUAAUCAAAUGAUCAUCUUUGUGAUGAACACAUGCUUUCAUAUCAUAAGUAAGGUUACUAAUUCAGUGUUAGUAUUUGAGUGGGCCCCGGGCUCCUCUGUAGUGGAUAAGUUGGGCCCCGAGGUCAAAAAGGUCAAGAACCUUUGAUUUAACAUCCAUGUUUCACACUACAAACUGUUAAAACGAUCUAAUGUAUGGUUUUUUUUAGGUCAUGGUUCCAUGUGAAGGUGUGGAAAAUCAUAAUUUGUUUAGUGAAACAUGUAUUAACAUUAGAGAUGUUUUAAAGCGAUUAUCGGCCGAUAAAUGCUUUAAAAUGUAAUAUCGGAAAUUAUUGGUUUGGAAAUUAUCGGUAUCGGUUUCAAAAAGUAAAAUUUCGGACUUUUUAAAACGCUGCUGUGUACACGGACGUAGGGAGAAGUACAGAGCCUCAAUAAACCUUAAAGGCACUGCCUUCGCGUGCCGGUGCAGUCAUAUAAUAUCUACGGCUUGUCACACACACAAGUGAAUGCAAGGCAUACUUGAUCAACAGCCAUACAGGUCACACUGAGGGUGGCCGUAUAAACAACUUUAACACUGUUACAAAUAUGCACCACACUGUGAACCUACACUAAACAAGAAUGACAAACACAUUUCGGGAGAACAUCCACACCGUAACACAACAUAAACACAACAGAACAAAUACCCAGAACCCCUUGCAGCACUAACUCUUCCGGGACGCUACAAUAUACAAUAUCAGGGAGAGCAUGUCCCAAAUUCCAAGCUGCUGUUUUGAGGCAUGUUAAAAAAAAUAAUGCACUUUGUGACUUCAAUAAUAAAUAUGGCAGUGCCAUGUUGGCAUUUUAUUCCAUAACUUGAGUUGAUUUAUUUUGGAAAACCUUGUUACAUAGUUUAAUGCAUCCAGCGGGGCAUCACAAGAAAAUUAGGCGUAAUAAUGUGUUAAUUCCACGACUGAAUAUAUCAGUAUCGGUUGAUAUCGGAAUCGGUAAUUAAGAGUUGGACAAUAUCGGAAUAUCUCUAAUGAACAUAUAUUAAAUGUUUAGUGAAACAAGUAUUAACAUGUAUGAAAUGACAACAUAGCAAAACAUAGUGUAACUAUUGUAUGUACCUUUAAGUUUCUUCAAUGCAAAAUUACAUUUCCGCAUUCCUUGUAUUCCUACACGUGUGCAGAUGUAGGCGGUGCACUUCAUGUCUCACCAGAACACCGACAUAGAGUAGGGUGGCGUCUCCAUGCAUCCAACCUUUAUUAGAGUGUCAAAAACACACAUUUUUAUUGGCGUCUCAAUUAUUUUUCAGCAUGCGCAGGUGGUCUGCUAACGUGCAGUAGAGUAGUGAAGGGUUAACAAGGCCCCAUGUCUAGUGGGAUCUGGUGUGGCGACUGAUGCUGUGUUGCCACAAAACACAUGUCAAGAUAUUCGACACUCGUGCACGGCCCAAAUUGGUCACGUUACAUGUGUCAGGUAAAUGAAUCCCCGUCAUACUGCAUCCUCCGCGAAUAGCAGGGAUCUACUGUAAGUAUUAUUUUGAAUUUCAAACAUUUUGUUCUCCACCUUGUUAAAUAAUAUUUUUUGAAUGUGCGAUGUGCCAAUAAAAAAAAAACCAAGCUGCAACCGCACUUUGGACACCCCUCAUGUACAGCAGUAGAAUUGACAACCUAACUAUAAACAUCUGGAACAAGUAAUGGAUUACCUGAUAACAUUUUGGAUCCACUUCAGGUGCGGUCGGUUAUGAGGAAGGCGACCAUGUUGGUGGUCCAGAUUUUAGUGUUGGUGAAAAGCCAACAGACAAAAGUUCAUAGACUAACAUGUUUUUUAUUUACAUUCUAUUGCUGUUUUAUCUGUGACUCUCAACACCCGAGGAAGGUCUUUCCAUCUUCCACCACACAAAGUAGAAUAUGGCCGUGGCAGAGUGAAUAACAAAGGUAGACAUUCAUAUCGGUGUGUUGCUUCAAUAUCUAACCUACAGUGUAAUUAUUUCUAAAAAGUGCAGAGCAGAACUGGACAAUGUAUUGUUGUAUAAAUGAAAUAUGUGAUCUGGCAGGACAGAAAUGACAUUUGUAUAUAACAAACAAUAAACCAGCGAGGACCUACAUUUCAAACUUGAAUUACAGUUAGUAUACAGCAUUUACAUUUUUUACACUAAUAACCAUGUUUUCUUCUUUUUAUAUUGGACACAUGUGACAUUUUUAUUUAUUUAUAUUAAUUUUCUUUAUUUUAUUGUAUUAAAAAAAAUACUGGGACUCUUUCAAAUUGGAGAAAAAAAUAAGACUUACAGUUUGUACAGCAUUGAAAAUAUUUUACACUAAUAACCAUGUUUUCUUUUUUUAUAUAUAUAUUGGAUUAUUUAAAAAUUAAGAAAAUAAAAUAAGUCUUGAUUUGAAUAAUGUGCAAAAUAUACAGGUUAUCACUUAAAAAAUGUGAUAAAUAUAAUUUUGGGAGUGUGUGUUUAAAGCAGGUCUGUGCUCGGGCUUGUUAACCAACAAAGUAUUCACAGCACUUUGCUUCUUCCACAUUUUGUUCCGUCACAGUGUUACUCCAAAAUAAAAUAACAUUGUCUCUCUAAAAAUUCUACACAAAACACCCAUAAUGACAACAUGAAAACAUUUUAAAAAAUGUUUGCAAAUGUAUUAAAAAUAAAAAACUAAAGUAUUCCCAGCCAUUGCUCAAGCUUUAAAUUAAUUGCAGCCUCUAAUUAACUUAAAGCUGCGACCCGCGAGACUCCGCCUCUUUUCUGAAGUCCGCAAAUUGCAACCCGAGCAUAGACAUUCUUGUAUCGAUUUGUUUUAUUAAUUUAACCUAAAAUAAAAAGAAAACAUUGAAGUAUAAUUUUUAAAUGCCAUUUAAAACACAUUAGCCAUGAUAUGUCCCUGCAUUUAAAUUGCUAAUGUAGCUAACUGACAUGCAAUAAUUGUACCAUUUGGAUGAAUAAUGAACAACUAUUUCUAUUUAUUAACAUUUAUAUGUGUUGUUAUAGUCUCUAGCCAUCACGUUUAGUAUCUUUAGCGAGGCAAACUUUUGGGAUUGAGCCAAAGUUUUAUAGUAUUAGUGUCAUUGAAAACCAUAAAAGAAUACCAUUUGAAAAUUCAGUGUUUUUUGCCCUCCAUUUCUUAUUUAAAAUAUAUUGCAUACAAUUGAAGCUCUUAUUUUUAAUAACUUUCCCAGUUGAAUAUAUUGCGUUAGUGGAUAGAAGUCCUCCAUUUAUGAUACCGGCUUGUUGUAUUUGCAAAUGGAUUUCCCAGCCUUGGACAAGGUGUGUCAUAGUGAGUAGAAUGAUGUCUGCUUCACAGCACAUUGUUAACCACUACAAAUGUGUCACAUUUCACUCAUUCAUAUUCAACCAAGUGAAGCUAAAGCUUCUUUUUCUGUCAUUAAAGCUCAUUUUCAACCCAUUUAACAAUUCUACUGGCCAGAUAUUAUCAUUCAACUGUUAGAUGUAUUCAACAAAUGAAGAUAAAACAAGCUAGGAAACAUUUUGUAGUUUUGGUCAUGUGACUAUCAAGGAUGUGGCUAGCUUCCACAAAGCUAGCCAAGUUCCAAAAUAUAUAUUUUUUUGCCAUUAAAGCUAAUUUUCAACAUUUUUUUAAUGCAUGAAUAGGGUAUCAUAUAUGAAAUUGCUACUAAACUUAGUCAAUAAAUUCAUAUACAACAAACUAGGAAACAUAUUUGGAGAGCUAGUCAUGUGACUUGCACAGUAUCUGCCCUACCCAAAAUGGCGGCGUGUCAAGUAAGCUAGCACAUUUCCCAAAGCUUAUUUUUGUUGCGAUUAAAGCUCAAUUUAAACCCACUUAAAGUUUCUAAUGCGUUAAUACGGUGCCAGAUGUUACAAUUCAAAUGUUUUUACUACUUUAGUCGAUGGAUUUAUAUAAAACCUGUUAGUUAAGCUAGCUUAUUUCCAAAAUAUAUAUAUCUAUUUUACCGUUACAGCAAACUUAAAACCCAUUGAAUAAUUCCAAUGCAUUCAUGGGGUGGCAGAUAUUAUAAUUCAAAGGUUUAUAGUAGAUUUAUUCAAAUAAAAUGAUGUAGUAAACAUUUAGGAGUGGUUGUCAUGUGACUAUCCCAGGACGUGGCUUCCCCAAAAUGGUGGCGUGUCAGGUAAGCUCGCUCAUUUCCAAAAGCUUAUUUUUUUGCCAUUAAAGCUCAUUUUCAACCCAUGUAACAAUUAUGUCUUAAUUAGCUGGCAGAUAUAAGUGUUUCUCCUAGAUGUAUUCAAUUAAUUAUUUUAAAACAAGCUAGGGAACAUUUUGGACUGGUUGGAAUGCGACUAUCCCCAAAAUGGCUGACUUAUGUAAACUAGAAUAGCUCAAUUCCAAAAGAUUAAAAAAAAAAUGUUGCCAUUACACCCAUUUAACAAUUGUUAUGCGUUAAUGGGGUGCCAGAUAUGAUUGAGAUGUUUCUACUAGAUGAAUUCACGGGAAACAUUUAGGAGUGGUUGUCAUGUGACUAUCCCAGGACGUGUCAGGUAAGAUAGCUUAUUUUUUUGCUACUAAAGCUCAUUUUAAACCCAUUCAACAAUUCUAAUGUCUUAAUAGGGUGUCAAUUACUACAAUUAAACAAUUCUUACUAGUUUUCUUCAAUUACUUCAUAUAUAAAAAAGCGAGAAAACAUAGGCCAGAUAUGCUACGGAGAGCCUGACAAUAGCACAAAUGCUAAUAAGUCACUCCAAAAAUGUCAAUAUUUUCUUAAUUGGUCUGGGUUCUUAUGGGUUAAUGUUGCUACUAAAGUGUACCAAAACAGUAUUUUUCAAACUUUUGAGCCGAGGCACAUAUUUUCCAUGAGAAAGACCACAAACAAACAAGUUGAUUAGCAUUAAUUAGCAUUAGCAUAUUGUUCUGCCUGUCAUGUACAUUGCUGGCAUGGAUAGAUGAACUAAGAUAAAUUAACCGUCAUUUUCAAACUGAUUACCGUAUUUUUCGGAGUAUAAGUCGCUCCGGAGUAUAAGUCGCACCGGCCGAAAAUGCAUAAUAAAGAAGGAAAUGCAUUUUCGGCUGGUUCGACUUAUACUCCGGAGCGACUUAUACUCCGAAAAAUACGGUAAAUAUAUCAGAGUUUGGCUUACUCAAAUAGGGUUAGUCCACAAUUUAACGUAUUUCUUCGAGGUAGCGAGCCUUUGGAAUAGGGUACAGUUUUUUAAAUUUUGUACGAUCCAUUUGAAUCCAGUGUGUUGUUCUCUCACUCUCUCACAUUACCGCAGCUACGCUACAGCCAUGUAAAUAAAACCUCGGUCCAGUCAAAAUGGCUACCCGGCACACACAAUCCAUUGUGAAAACACACUUGCUCUUUGGAGAGCCCCGUAGAAAACCAGAACAAUCGAGCCGCACUUUCGCCAAAAACAUAAAUAUGAUGUUAGUUUUCUACUUUGUAGUCUUGUGGCUAAAACUGUCGAGAUUUAGAUGAUCUUGUCCAUGAGGUUUGUAUUAUUUAGUCCCCAGGUGUGAUUUUGUCAUUGCUAGGAAAAUUAGGCAAACUCUCCUGUCUCCGCCUUUUUGCUUAGUGGUGUGUUUGCGCAGCAUGCUAGCAUGUUCCAUGAAGCCAACAGCACACUUUACUGCACCUCAGCUUCUUUUGUCAAGGCCUCGUCAGCUCCUUUUGCCUUCAAUGUCCUGCAUAGUGUGGAGGGAGGCAGCGUCACACGCCCUCUGAUGCCUUCUGCACACAAACAUGAAUGAAUUGCUCUCGUAUUUCACCGACUGUUGAAGGAUUGUGGGAAGUGCCUUGCUCAAAGGGUAACGACAAAGAUAGAAGGUUUGGUAUGAUUUCAUUCUCAGGGUGGAAACAAAACUGGAGAAGUUUGUCCUUAGAAUCACUACUAAAUGUCCACUCCAGUCUAGUAUGGAGGUGUAUAUUAUUUAUGUUUUGUUCCGCCUCCUUCCCUAAACCCUCCUUUGUUCAUGUGCUUGGCUUCUUGGAGCAAAGUGAGAAGUCUGCCAUGUUGGAAAAAGACGUGAGUGCGACAAUCUUUACCGCUCUGCCUGCUUCUCUUCUUCAGUGGACCGCGCCACCUUUGUCUCAACACCUGUUAGCAUUUCAAUAAACAUGUUCAACAACAA